Gossypium arboreum is the source of this 1530-nucleotide messenger RNA. Its product is annotated as probable sodium/metabolite cotransporter BASS2, chloroplastic. The record is from RefSeq and is a predicted model, not a curated record. The transcript has 8 exons. Gene Ontology annotation, cellular component: membrane. Bases 706 to 1341 code for a protein of 211 amino acids. NCBI's taxonomy places the organism in Eukaryota, Viridiplantae, Streptophyta, Magnoliopsida, Malvales, Malvaceae.
UGGCAAAAAAAAAAGGUUUCCGGAUAACCCCUAUGUGGGCUUUCACACACAUAUUCUGUUUUUUAUAGUAGUGAAAAAUAUAUAUGUACAUACAUACAAGCUUUUGUUUUUGCGUAAAUUCUACCUCCAAAAGCACAGCUUUUAGCCCAUUAGCUAGAAAGCCAUGGCCUCUCAGCCCUUCACUAAAAAACUUACAGCUACUGAUAUCAACAAGAGGUUGGCGAUUCCGGGAAAAAUCCUGCCUUCUUUGCCAGCCUUCAAUGGAGGCCAUGCAGUCAGGAUUCAGCUAAUGUAUGGGACAGUGAUCUGGCCAAUUGACUGCACUGUUCGGAAAAAUGGGACAGAGAUCUGGCCAAUUGACUGCACUGCCGUAAUACUUUCCGUGAUGUUGCUACAUUUUACCGGUUUCUUUGUAGGGUACAUAUCAGCAACAAUUUGUAGUUCCGAGAAGCAGAGCGACGAGCAAUAUUAGUCGAGGUUGGCAUGCAAAAUUCUUCAUUAGGAGUGGUGUUGGCAACAACUCAUUUCAGUUCUCCAGUUGUAGCGUUACCGCCUGCCAUGUCGGCAGUGAUUAUGAAUAUAACGGGUAGCAGCUUAGGCUUCUUUUGGAGACAGAUCAGUGGUUCAAAACAGGAACUUGAAGAUCAAGAGUGAGUGUUGCAGGUGACCUUUAUUGCACGAGGAGACGUUUCGUUAUCGACGGUAAUGACGGUUUGCACUACUCUUGGUGCAGUGAUCCUCACACCUCUUUUGACUGUGAUUCUAGCAGGAACAUAUGUUCCUGUUGAUGCUAUUGGACUUUCCAUCAGCACCCUGCAGGUGGUCGUGGCUCCGGUUUUGCUCGGUUCUUACCUACAAAGCACAUUUCCUUUGGUGGUGAAAAUGAUUACACCAUUUGCUCCUUUAUUUGCCGUUUUACUUUCAUCGCUAGUUGCAUGCAGCGUUUUCUCGGGAAAUGUCGUCCGUUGUAAGUCCUCAAUAGUUUAUGCAUCAUUGGCUUCCGAUGCCUCUUUAGUCUCACGCCUCCAAUCAUUAUUAUCCGGAGACCUCGGUGCCGUAAUACUUUCCGUGAUGUUGCUACAUUUUACCGGUUUCUUUGUAGGGUACAUAUCAGCAACCAUUUGUAGAUUCCGAGAAGCAGAGCGGCGAGCAAUAUCAAUCGAGGUUGGCAUGCAAAAUUGUUCAUUAGGAGUGGUGCUGGCAACAACUCAUUUCAGUUCUCCAGUUGUAGCGUUACCGCCUGCCAUGUCGGCAGUGAUUAUGAAUACAAUGGGUAGCAGCUUAGGCUUCUUUUGGAGACAGAUCAGGGGUUCGAAACAGGAACUUGAAGAUCAAGAGUGAGGUUGAACUUGAAAAGUGAAACUCACCCUUUUUUUUUCUUUCUUCUUCAUUAUUUUGUAUGUAUGUUAAUGUAUGUAAUCAUCAAAGUCAAUGUUGUGUGUAUUUUACAUCGAAGGGGAAAUACAAAUAACAUGUUUUGCAUUAAUUAGACUGGUAAUGACAGCGAUGAAUCAUUAACCAUUAUUCUUA